This is a messenger RNA of Porites evermanni, 488 nucleotides long. Lineage: Eukaryota; Metazoa; Cnidaria; Anthozoa; Scleractinia; Poritidae. The record is from the annotation of a GenBank genome assembly.
AUGUAUUGCUUACAAUGGCUGUUGCCUCUUCUUCUCAUUCCACGCCCAGCGAACUUGUUUUUACUGCACAACCAUUCGAUGUUUAUGACAUUGUAUUUGGCGAGUUUCUUUCUUGAAAGACGCCCUUGUACGAUCUGUACCAUCGUUUUCAUCGUUGCUGUGAUUCUCAUAUGCUACAGUGGAAUUGGAAACUGCCUGUUUUUGCUGGAGUGUAGCACGUAGCAGGAACUAAAAGAUUUCGUCAUUCGAUUGCGAGUCUACUACUUGUAGCGUGUUACCUGUAAACGUAAGCUGGAUCACAAGAUCGAUCACCGACGUUUCUUCUCGGUCAUGUUCCUUUAUGCAGACUUCAUAGGUGAUAAAACGGCAGGAAUUUGUCACUUUACAAUCGAGGUGAUAUUGAUACUUCCGUGUGGAGAAGAAUGUUUCGAAUCAAGCAUAUAAUUCCCGGCAUGGCCUGCUGUUGUAGUCAUCCGUACAUUCAUUGA